Messenger RNA from Amphibalanus amphitrite, 2086 nucleotides. It is a transcript of the gene pix, whose product is annotated as ATP-binding cassette sub-family E member 1-like. The coding region runs from base 74 to 1900 and encodes 608 amino acids. Gene Ontology annotation, molecular function: iron ion binding; ATP hydrolysis activity; ribosomal small subunit binding. The transcript is spliced from 11 exons. Gene Ontology annotation, biological process: translational termination; translational initiation; ribosomal subunit export from nucleus. The record is from RefSeq and is a predicted model, not a curated record. Lineage: Eukaryota; Metazoa; Arthropoda; Thecostraca; Balanomorpha; Balanidae.
UCAUGUGCGAUUUCUGUUGCCGGGGUCUUUUACGCCCGAACUUGUACACCGCAAGGUGUGACAUCGGGCAGCCAUGUCGAAGCGGCGCGGAGAGGAGGAGGGCAGCAAGCUCACCCGUAUCGCCGUGGUCAACAGCGACCGCUGCAAGCCCAAGCGAUGUCGCCAGGAGUGUAAGCGCUCGUGCCCCGUGGUGCGCAUGGGCAAGCUGUGUAUCGAGGUGACGCCCAACGACAAGAUCGCCACCAUCUCCGAGGAGCUGUGCAUCGGCUGCGGUAUUUGCAUCAAGAAAUGUCCGUUCGACGCCAUCAACAUCAUCAACCUGCCGAGUAACCUGGAGAAGGAGACGACGCACCGGUACUCGCAGAACUCGUUCAAGCUGCACCGGCUGCCGAUCCCGCGGCCCGGCGAGGUGCUCGGACUGGUCGGAACGAACGGCAUCGGAAAGUCCACCGCGCUCAAAAUCCUGGCCGGAAAACAGAAACCCAACCUGGGACGAUACAGCGACCCGCCGGACUGGACGGACAUCCUGACGCAUUUCCGCGGCUCGGAGCUGCAGAACUACUUCACCAAGAUCCUCGAGGACGACCUCAAGGCCAUCAUCAAGCCGCAGUACGUGGACCAGAUCCCCAAGGCGGUGCGCGGCUCGGUGCAGCAGCUGCUCGACAAGAAGGACGAGAUGCUGAACCAGGUCGAGGUCUGCAAGGCGCUGGACCUGAACAACGUGCGGGCGCGAAAUGUUGAGAACCUCUCUGGUGGAGAGCUGCAGCGGUUCGCCUGCGCCAUCGUGUGCAUCCAGCGCGCGGACAUCUUCAUGUUCGACGAGCCCUCCUCCUACCUGGACGUGCGGCAGCGUCUGCGCUGCGCCAUCACCAUCAGAAACCUGGUCGACGAGAGAAAAUAUGUGAUUGUGGUGGAGCACGAUCUGUCGGUGCUGGACUACCUCUCCGACUUCAUCUGCGUGCUGUACGGCAAGCCGGGCGUCUACGGCGUGGUGACGAUGCCCUUCUCGGUCCGCGAAGGCAUCAACAUCUUCCUGGACGGCCACGUGCCGACCGAGAACCUGCGGUUCAGGGACGAGUCACUCGUCUUCAAGGUCUCCGAGUCGGCCAUGGAAGAGGAGAUCAAGCGUAUGGCGCGCUACACAUACCCGGACAUGCGGAAAAAGAUGGGCGACUUCGAGCUGAAGGUGCACGCCGGAGACUUCACCGACUCCGAGAUCCUGGUCAUGCUGGGAGAGAACGGCACCGGCAAGACGACCUUCAUCCGGAUGAUGGCCGGUCGGUUGGCGCCUGACGAGGGAGCCGCUGAUGUGCCUCAGAUGAACAUUAGCUACAAGCCGCAGAAGAUCUCGCCGAAGUCGACGGGCACGGUGCGCCAGCUGCUGCACGAGAAGAUCCGGGACGCCUACGUACACCCGCAGUUCGUAACAGACGUGAUGAAGCCGCUGAAGAUCGAGGACAUCAUCGACCAGGAGGUGCCGAAUCUCUCCGGAGGCGAGCUGCAGCGCGUGGCCAUCGCGCUCUGCCUCGGAAAGCCGGCCGACGUGUACCUGAUCGACGAGCCGUCCGCCUACCUAGACUCGGAGCAGCGUCUGGUCGCCGCCAAGGUCAUCAAGAGAUUUAUCCUGCACGCUAAGAAGACGGGUUUCGUGGUGGAGCACGAUUUUAUCAUGGCGACGUACCUGGCGGAUCGCGUCAUUGUCUUUGAGGGCGAGCCGUCCAUCUCGACCGAAGCCAACGCACCACAGACGCUGCUGGCGGGUAUGAACAAGUUCCUGUCGCAACUGGAGAUUACCUUCCGAAGGGACCCCAACAACUACCGACCGCGGAUAAACAAGCUCAACUCCGUGAAGGACACGGAACAGAAGAAGGGAGGCAACUACUUCUUCCUGGAAGAUUAGGCGGCCGCUCCGCGCCGCCGAGGGCUGUGUUAGCGCCGGCCGGCCGGGCCGCCGCCGCCCACCCCUGCUGAGCUGGGCUGAGGAGCCCACCGCUGCCGAGCCGGGCUUCUGAAGCCCGGCCGCCGCCGGGACGGUGAGAGAGCUCUAUAUCGCCCGACGCGCGAGACAAUACAUGGGCACAGGGGA